UUCAAAAUGUAGAGAGCGAGAGUAGAAAAGAGAGUAACAGUGAAGCAAAAGCCAUCCAUCUCCAAUCACUCCCAUGGCUUCAACUCCAAUUCAUCUACGCAUCUGAGGGUUUCUCUGAGCGAAAACCCCCAUGAAAGAAGACUCCAAUUUGACUGAGCCCAUUGGGCAAAACCUAAUCAAAGUGAUUAGCAAUGUCUGCUUCUCAGUCUUCGUCUUCGCUGUUCUCAUCUUCACUGUAAUUGCAAUCACCUACCAGCCUCCAGAUCCAUGGCUGGAAUCCUCACCGGCCCUCACCAAACUCUUCACCCAAUUCCACAACGCCACCUUCCAGAACGACAAUUCCGUCCUCAAAACCGGCGAGGAUUUGCCUGAUUUCGGGGUCGCUGAGACCCCCGCGGUUGCUCCGGCCGUCAUGCCGAUCACCGAGGCGGUGAUUGAGGAGAAGGAGGAGAGGGUGACCAAUAUGUCAUUGAAAUCGGAUUGUGAUCUGACAGGGCCGGUGAAUUGUUCGGACCCUCGUGUUUUGAUUGCUAUCGAGAGGUUCAACUUGAGGUUUUUUAAGGCAAUUGUGUUUUUGGAGUAUCAGACACCGGUGAGCGGAUCGGCUCCAAAUGAGUGUGAUGUGUCGUGGAGGUUUCGGAACAAGAAGGAGAAAUCAUGGCGGAAGUAUAGGGAUUUUAGGAGGUUUAGGAUUGGUGUAGGUGAGAAUUGCACGUAUCGUGUGACUGGUGCAAAUGGCUGGCAUUCGGGUGUCAAUGCUCGGCGGCAAAGGAGUAGAGUUAAUGCCACGAGGAGUGGUGGGGGCAUUGGUAGAAUUGCCCCACCAGUCCGUGAUGAAGAGAUCAAUGAUACGAUCCCGGUUUUGGGAUCAGAGAUGACUUUUCGGAAGGGGAAGUACUUGUAUUAUUCACGUGGAGGGGAUUAUUGUAAAGGGAUGAAUCAUUUUCUUUGGAGUUUCUUGUGUGGCCUUGGGGAGGCUCAGUAUUUGAACAGGACAUUUGUGAUGGAUUUGAGUAUCUGUUUGGCAGCAACAUAUAAUCCAAGUAAUAAGGAUGAGGAAGGAAAGGAUUUUCGGUAUUAUUUUGAUUUCGAGCAUCUUAAGGAGGUGGCAUCAAUCGUUGAGGAGGGAGAGUUUUUGAGAGAUUGGAAAAAGUGGGAUCAUUCGCGGAAAAGGAAAGUUCCAGUUAGAAAGGUUGCGACCUAUAAGGUUACACCAAUGCAACUAAGUAAGGAUAGGAGCACAAUUAUCUGGAGGCAGUUUGAUGCACCAGAGCCAGAAAAUUAUUGGUAUAGAGUAUGUGAAGGGCAAGCUGCAAAGUAUAUUCAGAGGCCAUGGCAUGCACUGUGGAAAUCAAAACGGUUGAUGAAUAUUGUUACAGAGAUCAGUGGGCGAAUGGACUGGGAUUUUGAUGCUGUCCAUGUGGUUCGAGGUGAGAAAGCACAGAAUAAAGAGUUAUGGCCCCAUUUGGAUUCUGAUACUUCACCUGAUGCCCUCCUUGCUAAGCUGAAGGAGAUGGUUCAUCCAUGGAGGAACCUGUAUGUCGCAACCAACGAGCCAUUUUAUAAUUAUUUUGAUAAACUGAGGUCUCAAUACAAGGUUCAUUUGCUUGAUGAUUACAAGGAGUUGUGGGGAAAUACAAGUGACUGGUACAAUGAAACGAGGCUUCUAAAUCGGGGCCGCCCUGUUGAGUUUGAUGGAUACAUGAGAGUGGCAGUGGAUACUGAGGUUCUUUACAGAGCAAAAACACGGGUGGAAACAUUCUAUAACUUGACCAAGGAUUGCAAGGAUGGUAUUAAUACAUGCUGACCAGGUUGGGGAUGCCAUUUAUUGCUUUUAGUUCUUCAUUCAGUUUUGGGAUGAUAUUGCUGGGUUCAUUUCAGUCUUAUUGUAAUAUCACUUUGUUCUUUUAUAUGUUGAUUGGCAAUUUCCAGUGCCCAUGAGAAGCCUGAAUUUGUACUGUAGAUUCAAAAUAUUAUGUCUAUCACUUCAUUCUGUUGUCUUUUGUUGAAAUUUCCUGAAGUAAAUGAGUUCUUUCGUUUUGUUUCUUCC
Vitis riparia (riverbank grape) is the source of this 2050-nucleotide messenger RNA. RefSeq lists its product as uncharacterized. Bases 131 to 1807 code for a protein of 558 amino acids. The record is from RefSeq and is a predicted model, not a curated record. The transcript has 2 exons. Gene Ontology annotation, cellular component: Golgi apparatus. NCBI's taxonomy places the organism in Eukaryota, Viridiplantae, Streptophyta, Magnoliopsida, Vitales, Vitaceae.